UGAUUGAUUAGAUAAAGCAAUUUUCUAAAUUCUUCUAUAAUUUGCACGUUACUAAAAAUUGUAGUUUAAUAUAACAAUAUGAUUUUAUAGCUAUUAUAUUCUAAUUUCAUGUAUUAAAUAAAAAAAAUCAACAAUAUUUUCAUUAAACAUACGUUAUUAAUUUGACUUAUAUUGUGUAUGCAUACAUGGAUUAAUUAGCUUUCUUAAUUUAUUUGCCGAAACUAACGUGAUGUAUACAUUUAGGGUAAGUAUUAUUAUAUUUAUAACUUGGAUACUGUAACAAAAAGUCAUACUUGAUAAUAUCAAUUAUUCACAUUAUGAUUCAAGAUGUGACGCAGUUAGGGUUACCACUUAUCCGGGAGUUUCACUUGGUACUCCGGUUUUAAAUCUUUGGGCUACAGGUCUAGUGAAUUAUUUUCCGAAUAUCCGGGUCGUCGUAAAAUUAUUACUAUGUCUUUUUAUAAUUAUCGAUAAGCAAUGAGAACAAUGAUUUUUAAACGUCAAAAGAUAAGAUAAAAUACGAUUUAUUUAUUUUUUGUUGUAAUUCAGUUCCAAAAGUUCGUAGAGACUUGAAAUUUAAACAGAAAACUUAUUUUCUAGAUGAUGUGAAAUUUUCAAAACAUUUCAGCUAUUUUUGAGCUAUUUAUCAAUAUUUUAAUUUUGCGAGUUUGUUUACGUAAUUUGUAAUUAGUAGGUACUUGUUAAUCAAAUUAUUAGACCACACAAACAUAAUUAAAAAUUUAACAGGAGGUUCAUUAUAAUUUUUACUUAGUGGUAAACAAGCAAAAGUUGAGUUUAAUGUAGUAUUUUUUUUAAAUUUUAAUAUCAAAUUUCAACAACAAUCAUAAAUAUUAUGGCCUUUUAAAACAUGGAUAACCUAAUUCCUCUCAGAAUCGUUUUUCAUUAAUAAUAAUUAAUCAUAUUAUUUUCUUGAGCUUUAAAAGUUUUCUUUUAAUGAUAAAUAAAUUGUAUUAUAUGAGUCAGUAAACAAAAUUAGUAAAAAGUGAAUAAGUGAUAUUAAUGAAAAACCAAUCAUAUCUGCAUAUUUUAAAUUUUAAAUAAAAUUACAUUUGUUUUCAAUUCAAUUUGAAGUUCUUAAACAUUUUACUAAUAAUUAUACUAUUUUACUAUCCACUUUGAUGCUAGAGAGUAGCUUUGAUUUUCCACAUUCAAAAACUAACCUAACCUAACCUCCAUAAAAUAUAAUAAUGCUCAAAAGUUUAUUAAUUUACUUAAUUUAUUCUGUUAAUAAUUUAAUAUCUAUUUAUAUUUUUUCAACUAAAUAAUAUAAAUGACGAAAGCCAAUAUACCUGGCUUAAGUAUGAUUCAGGAUAUCUUAGACUAUCUUAAAUUAUGAUUUGGAGAUAGGUUUUUUUUCCCCUAGUAUAUUAUUCUUGUUUUAUUGUUAAGUAAUUGAAUACUUACAAAGUAAGUAUCUGGAUCAGUAGCUAUUUUUUAAGGGUUUUCCAUAGUAUACCUACAUGAUAUCUAAAUUCAUUUGAAAUCGGUGAUUAUUUUUAUUUUUUUUUAAGAUUAAUUAAUAAUUUGCUUCAUAUUUUUUAAUUUUUUUUUAGUUCAUGAACAUCAAAGCCCAAUUAUUAUAAUCUCUGAUACAAUUAUUUACCUUAAUAUUUUUAAAACAUUACAGAUAUUUUUAAUUGUGACUCUAUGUCAAAUAUGUGUCUCCAUUGAUAUCACAUAUCCUGUUUUUGGAUAUAAUGUUCAAGGCCAACCUGCUGCAUUUGGUGAUUUUGAUUCUGAUGAACUCACAGAUAUGUUUAUACUAAAAGAAAAGGGCCAGUUAAUAGAAAUUAUGUUUGGUUCCAAUGUUGAGCCUUUUUUAACAACUAGUUCACAAAAAUGCAAAUUUAAUCGUCAUCAAAUUACAUCAGUGGUACCGGGAGAUUUCAAUGGUGAUGCUCUUAUGGAUCUAUUAAUUACUGUUAAAAACAUAACAGAAAAACCAAUAGGCUGGGCAGCCAGUUUGUUUACUGGAAAUGAGAAACAGAACAAUGAUUUGGAUGUGCAUAUACUGUGGGGAUCGUUAAAUUCAUUAAAGUGUCCUGAUAAUGAAGAUAAUCCACUUUUCACUAUAAUUGACCAGCCUAUAGUUAUUAACUAUGACAAUAAUAUGAUAGUGGAUUUAUUUGGUGUUAAAAAAAUGCCAAAUGGAACAGCACAAAGAAUGUUUUGGUUAUUUAAUUCAAAUAGUACCUUCACAGAAUUGCCAAUGGAAAAUGACAAACCAGAAAUGAGAAUCCCUCAAUCACAUGGAUUUGUAGACAUAGGUGGAGGUUAGUAAAAUAAUUAUUUUAUUUUAAAUUAUAUUUUUAGUUAUGUGUAACAAGCAGAUACUACUAAGGCUUUGAGAUCAGGUUGUUAUGUAGUUCAGAAUGUUGAGCAGAGGAAAAAUUAGAACAAAAAGAUUAUUAUUUCAGAGAUGAGAAUGAUUAAAUAAAUUUCCUUACCCAUGACUAUGUUAAAUAAAAUAAGAACUUUGUAUCUUAAGUUUCUUGUCAAUAAAACAGGAAACCAAUUGUUUUACAUUGAUAAAAUAAGAGAGAAUAAAUUGAAGUGAUUUAGAAAAAUUAUGAGAAGAAUCUUGAAAAAUAUAGUAAUGAUUAUAGUAAAGGAUACAAAUGUAGAAGGAAAUAUAGAGAUAGAAGGUAGUUAUGAAAAAGAUAAAUGAACUUAAUGAACUUAAUUAAUUUGAAUGUGGUAGUUUGUUUCAAUGUAAUUAAUCUCAGUAUUUAGAAAGAAAAUAAAAAAUCUAAUAGUACUUGAAUCAGUAAAAUUAAAAUAAUCAUGUUGUUACAUAUUAGUUUCCUUAUUUAAAUGAAGCUCUAGCAUAAAAUAUUUAUAUUUUAUUUAAAAAUUUAAUUUUUAGAUGUUGCACCUGACUUGUAUUUAACUACUAAAGAAGGAUAUGAAGUAUGGCUUUCGGAUUCUACAAGUGAAACGUUUGUUUACAAUCAAACAAUCCCAUUUCCCGAUGGCUUACAUUUUGAAAAUGUUGGACAAACUGCAUUUAUGGAUUUACAACUUAAAGGACGUAUGGAUCAUAUUGUUCCAGUUUGUUUUGAUAAGAAAUGUACCAACAGUACUAUAUAUUUUUAUGAUUCAACUCGCUGGUAUAAUUUGGGUAUUAACUUUCAUAAUGGUAACAGUAUUUGGGGAUUUGUACCACCAACACCUAAUAAACCAUAUUUAGAAGCAAUCACAUUACGUCCUGGUGAUUUCAAUAUGGAUGGUUAUCCAGAUUUAUUAGGCACAUUGUGUCUUGCAGGCAACCCAAAAAAAACUAAAGUAAUUUUGAUGGAAAAUGUUGCUUGCACAACAGGUUGUGAAGGAUUUGAUAGAACUUUUGUGGUUCGAUGGGAUUUACUUCAUUCAAUGAAUAGUAACAAUGAUUAUGUUAUGGGCGCGUUUUAUGAUUUUUUUCAAAAUGGUAUACUAGAUGUGUUGUUAGUAAGCGGAAGUAAUGGAGAAUAUAAUAUGUCUGCAUUUAAGAAUAGUUUGGACUAUGAUGCAAAUUUUUUAAAAGUGAGUAUAUAUAGGUGUUCUAUGAAAAUAUAAUCAUUAUGUAUUUAUUAUAGGUCGUGUGGAAAAUUAGCCUUUUUAAAAAAAAAAUUAAACUCUUUGAGAUGAAAUAGUCCGUUUGUGAACUACUUACUACUUUUCCAAACCGCCAGUUUUUCAGGCUUAUUGUAGACAGACUUUAGACUUUUUAAAAACUACAAUUAUUAUAUAGCAAUUUUAUUGUAAUUUAUUACUUUACAAAAAAAAAGAUCAAAUGAAUUAUAAUAUAUAAACUUUACCUAUUAUAUUUAUUUGGAUUUUUUAGCAUUUAAAAAAAAAAUUAAUAUUUACUAAUUAUUACAUUAUUUUUUCAACAAGCGCAUUUAUUUGUUUUGCAAAAAAAUUUUUGAUAACUGCUCUCUAAAUUGUGAAUGUCUCUUCUGUUUCUCUUAAUAUUAUUAUUUUGUUUGGUAUUUUGUUAAUAAAUUCUACAUUGUUUGUUUGUAGAACAUUUCUGCUUAACUACUUGUUUAUAAUGCCAAACCGAGUACCAAUUUGCUAAACAUUAAUUUUUUUUGUCAAUUAUAUUUUGAGUAUCUAAUGGUUCACAAUCUGCAUUUGGAAUAUUGACUGAAACAUAACUUCCAACUUCAAUUACAACUAAUUUCCUAUCUAAAUUCUUAAAAUAUAUAUUUAUAUUUACUUAUAUUAUAAAUAAUAUACAACUAAAUAAAUAUAAUAGGAACAGUUAAAAUAUAAUUAAUUUGUUCUUUUUUUUAGUACAAGUAAUAAAUUACAAUUAAGUUACCACUUGUUCUUAAAAAGCCUGUAUCUUAAAUUGUUAAACAAUUGGCUGUUUGGAAAAUUAAUAAGUUGUUCGCAAACAAACUACUUUAUCGCAAAGAGCCUACUCUUUUUUCAAAAAGACUAAUUUUCCACAUAGUCUAUGACAUAAUAUAUAUACAAAUAUAUCUUAGUGAGACAUCUCGUAAAGUAAAAAAAUUACAUUAUUGUUAUUAUUAUUAUUUCUUUUUUUGUUAUAGGUAAUGGUUGUUACUGGUUUGACAAAUAGCAAAUUUGAAACUUUACCUAGUCGCUUAGGGAAAAAAUCUCGUACAUUUGGUACUAACUUACCUGGACCUAAAGUUAGCUAUGUAACUACAACUCAAGAUGGUUAUCCUCGUCAGGGUAUUGCCACACAAUUACCUCAGUCUGCAUACUAUUCUCUUUACUUGCCAUAUACCAUAUUUGGACUAGGCCGCACUCCUAACUUUGUAGAUGAACUUACUGUAUCAAUUUUGAAUGAAACUCGUUCUUGGACACAAAUUAUUCCAAAUUCACAAAUGGUUGUAAUUCCAAAUCCAAUAAAUGAUCCAAGCAGAUGGAAUGCUAAACUAUUUGUGACCCCUAGUCGAUUAAUAUUAGAAAGUGCUGCUGCACUAGCAGGAACAUGCUUGUUAAUUUUAGUUAUAAUUGGAGUACUAUAUUUUAAAGAACGGCAAGAAGAUCGCAUUGAAAAACGUAUGGAAGCUCAUAGAUUUCAUUUUGAUGCUAUGUAAGAAGAUUCAAAUUUGUGAAAAUAUUUUUAUUUUAUUACUGUGAUUAUUAUUGUAUUCCUAUUUUAAACUCUAAUUAAUACAACAUUUUUCUAUAUAUCUAAUUUAAGUUUUAAGUUAUAUUUAAAACUAUUAAAUUUUGGUAAAUGAUUAAUAACUUCAACUAAAUUUUAUUAGUUAAUUUUUAAAAAUAUUAAGAUACUAGCAUUUUUAAUUUAGCAAUUUAAUACAGUUUCUGAUGUUAAUUUGUAUUGAGUAGGAAUUUACUCUAUUUACAAACCGUGUUGUGUUUAUAAAUAGAAAUAUAUACAUAAUAUAUAUAAUUUCUCUAUUAUAGAAAUUAAUCAAAAUCUAUACACGAGUAAUAUAGUUUUUUAAAUGCAUAUUAUUUUAAAAUAACAUAAUUCAAAAUGACAAAACUUAAAUUUAUUAUGAAUCAUAAGUCACCUAAUUAUUUAUGUAUACUAAAAAUAAUUGGUUUUCAAAAUGUAUCAACUACUAUAUCAAAUAGAAGUGUUCUCUGUUGAAAGAUUAUAUAAUUAUUAAUAAUCAAAGAUAAGUUUUAAAAUUAAUUUUAGUAGAUUUAUAAAUAUAUAUUAAUUAAAGUUAUACUUAAAUAGGUAAUAAAAAUGUUUAGAAUUUAUAAUUUUUUAUGAUAAAUAUAAAUAUUAUUUGCAUUGUAAUAUUAGAUAUCUAAUAAUAUGUGAUUAUAUUUUUAAGAUAUAAUUAGGCAUUUCUGAUAUUUUUAUCAGAUUAUUAUUAAUGUUGUUUGUUAUUUACUUUCAUCAUUUGCUUAUUAAUAUUAUUAUACUUAGUAUCCAACUAUAAAAUAAAAAACUGAUUUAAUUUAUUAACCAAUCUAUAGAUUACUGGUACCUAUUUAUGAAAUAAAUUGAAGUACCGUGUGAUUCAAUGUGUAGCAAUUAAUUAUUUUAUAGCACAUAUAAAAAAAAUCAAGACUUUUUAGUCAAAAUUGCAAUAAAUAUACCUAUUUAGAGAGGAAGCAUUACACAAUGUAAGAAAAGCUUAAAUUUUGAAAAAAUAUAUAUUUUAAUGUAAGGUAGGUUAGGUAAUAUACAUAGUUAUUUUAGUGAGUAUAUCUACAAAGAUAUACCCAUUUGUAAUACCUCUGGAGAUAAUAAAAUUAUUUUUUUUUAUAUAUAUA
Cinara cedri is the source of this 6240-nucleotide messenger RNA. Lineage: Eukaryota; Metazoa; Arthropoda; Insecta; Hemiptera; Aphididae. The record is from the annotation of a GenBank genome assembly.